Messenger RNA from Neomonachus schauinslandi (Hawaiian monk seal), 5669 nucleotides. RefSeq names its product dedicator of cytokinesis 1 (gene DOCK1). NCBI's taxonomy places the organism in Eukaryota, Metazoa, Chordata, Mammalia, Carnivora, Phocidae. Gene Ontology annotation, cellular component: cytoplasm; plasma membrane. The coding region runs from base 1 to 5616 and encodes 1871 amino acids. The transcript is spliced from 52 exons. Gene Ontology annotation, molecular function: guanyl-nucleotide exchange factor activity; small GTPase binding. Gene Ontology annotation, biological process: cell migration; small GTPase-mediated signal transduction. The record is from RefSeq and is a predicted model, not a curated record.
AUGGGGUUAACUGUGUGGAGGGAUGAAAACAUUGUGGAAGGCUAUCGCGGCGAAGCGUUUUAUAACUACGACGCCAGGGGAGCGGAUGAACUUUCUUUACAAAUAGGAGACACUGUGCACAUCUUGGAAACAUAUGAAGGGUGGUACAGAGGUUACACCUUGAGAAAAAAGUCCAAGAAGGGUAUAUUUCCUGCUUCAUAUAUUCAUCUUAAAGAAGCCAUAGUUGAAGGAAAAGGGCAACAUGAAACGGUCAUCCCGGGUGACCUCCCGCUCAUACAGGAAGUCACCACGACACUCCGGGAGUGGUCCACCAUCUGGAGGCAGCUCUACGUGCAAGACAAUAGGGAGAUGUUUCGAAGUGUGCGGCACAUGAUCUACGACCUUAUUGAAUGGCGGUCACAGAUUCUUUCUGGAACUCUGCCACAGGAUGAGCUCAAAGAACUGAAGAAGAAGGUCACUGCCAAAAUUGAUUAUGGCAACAGAAUUCUUGAUUUGGACUUGGUGGUGAGAGAUGAAGACGGGAACAUUUUGGAUCCAGAACUAACUAGCACGAUUAGUCUCUUUAGAGCUCAUGAAAUAGCUUCUAAACAAGUGGAGGAGAGAUUGCAAGAAGAGAAGUCCCAAAAGCAGAACAUAGAUAUUAACAGACAAGCGAAGUUUGCUGCCACCCCUUCUCUGGCCUUGUUUGUCAACCUCAAAAAUGUGGUUUGUAAAAUCGGAGAAGAUGCCGAAGUGCUCAUGUCUCUUUAUGACCCCGUGGAGUCCAAAUUCAUCAGUGAAAACUACCUGGUUCGCUGGUCAAGUUCAGGAUUGCCUAAAGAUAUAGACAGAUUACAUAAUUUGCGAGCUGUCUUUACUGACCUCGGAAGCAAAGACCUGAAACGGGACAAAAUCAGUUUUGUUUGUCAAAUCGUUCGAGUGGGUCGCAUGGAGCUGAGGGACAACAACACCAGAAAACUGACCUCGGGCUUGCGGAGGCCUUUCGGAGUGGCCGUGAUGGACGUAACAGAUAUAAUAAAUGGGAAAGUAGAUGAUGAAGACAAGCAGCAUUUCAUCCCCUUUCAGCCGGUGGCGGGGGAGAAUGACUUCCUUCAGACUGUUAUAAACAAAGUCAUUGCUGCCAAAGAAGUCAACCACAAGGGCCAGGGUUUGUGGGUAACCUUGAAAUUACUUCCUGGAGAUAUCCAUCAGAUUAGAAAAGAAUUUCCUCACUUAGUGGACAGGACCACAGCGGUGGCUCGGAAAACGGGGUUUCCGGAGAUAAUCAUGCCUGGUGAUGUUCGAAAUGAUAUCUACGUAACAUUAGUUCAAGGAGAUUUUGAUAAAGGAAGCAAAACCACAGCAAAGAAUGUGGAGGUUACAGUGUCUGUUUACGAUGAAGACGGAAAACGGCUGGAGCAUGUGAUUUUCCCGGGCGCUGGUGAUGAAGCGAUUUCGGAGUACAAGUCUGUGAUUUACUACCAAGUAAAACAGCCACGUUGGUUUGAGACUGUUAAGGUGGCCAUUCCCAUUGAGGACGUCAAUCGCAGUCACCUUCGGUUUACCUUCCGCCACAGGUCGUCACAGGACUCCAAGGACAAGUCUGAGAAAAUAUUUGCACUAGCCUUUGUAAAGCUGAUGAGAUAUGAUGGGACCACGCUGAGGGACGGGGAGCACGAUCUCAUCGUCUAUAAGGCGGAGGCGAAGAAGCUGGAGGAUGCUGCCACGUACUUGAGCCUGCCCUCCACGAAAGCAGAGUUAGAAGAAAAGGCCCACUCGGCCACCGGCAGGAGCAUGCAGAGUCUUGGGAGCUGCACCAUCAGCAAAGACUCCUUCCAGAUCUCAACUCUCGUGUGCUCCACCAAACUUACCCAGAACGUGGACCUGCUGGGGCUCUUGAAGUGGCGUUCCAACACCAACCUGCUGCAGCAGAACUUGAGACAGCUGAUGAAGGUGGAUGGCGGCGAGGUGGUGAAGUUCCUCCAGGACACCUUGGAUGCCCUCUUCAACAUCAUGAUGGAGAAUUCCGAGAGCGAGACGUUUGAUACGUUAGUGUUUGAUGCUCUGGUAUUUAUCAUUGGACUGAUUGCUGACAGAAAAUUUCAGCAUUUUAAUCCUGUUCUGGAAACCUACAUUAAGAAACACUUUAGUGCAACUUUAGCCUACACGAAGCUGACAAAAGUUUUAAGGAACUACGUGGACAAUGCCGAGAAGCCAGGAAUAAACGAUCAGCUGUACAAAGCCAUGAAGGCUUUGGAGUACAUCUUCAAGUUCAUUGUGCGCUCCAGGAUCCUUUUCAAUCAACUCUAUGAAGACAAAGGAGAGGCGGACUUCAUGGAGUCCCUGCUGCAGCUGUUCCGAUCCAUCAGCGACAUGAUGAGCAGCGUGUCGGACCAGACCGUCAGGGUGAAGGGGGCGGCGUUGAAGUACUUGCCAACUAUUGUCAACGAUGUGAAGUUGGUGUUCGAUCCCAAAGAGCUCAGCAAAAUGUUUACUGAUUUCAUCCUAAAUGUUCCCAUGGGUUUGCUGACCAUUCAGAAGCUGUAUUGCUUGAUUGAAAUCAUUCACAGUGACCUCUUCACACACCAUGACUGCAGAGAGAUCCUGCUUCCCAUGAUGACGGAUCAGCUCAAGUACCAUCUGGAGAGACAGGAAGACCUGGAGGCCUGUUGCCACCUGCUCAGCAACAUCCUGGAGGUUCUGUACAGGAAGGACGUGGGGCCAACUCAGAGGCAUGUCCAGAUAAUCAUGGAGAAACUUCUCCGGACAGUCAACCGAACCGUCAUUUCCAUGGGACGGGAUUCCGAACUCAUUGGAAACUUUGUGGCUUGUAUGACAGCUAUUUUACGACAAAUGGAAGAUUAUCAUUACGCCCAUUUGAUCAAGACUUUCGGAAAAAUGAGGACUGAUGUUGUGGAUUUUCUGAUGGAAACAUUCAUCAUGUUUAAGAACCUCAUUGGGAAGAACGUCUACCCUUUCGACUGGGUGAUAAUGAACAUGAUGCAGAAUAAAGUCUUCCUGCGAGCGAUUAAUCAGUAUGCAGACAUGCUGAACAAAAAAUUUCUGGAUCAAGCCAACUUUGAGCUGCAGCUUUGGAACAACUACUUUCACCUGGCUGUCGCUUUCCUCACUCAGGAGUCCUUGCAACUGGAGAAUUUCUCAAGCGCGAAGAGAGGCAAAAUCCUUAACAAGUAUGGAGAUAUGAGGAGGCAGAUUGGCUUCGAAAUCAGAGACAUGUGGUACAACCUUGGUCAACACAAGAUAAAGUUCAUUCCAGAAAUGGUCGGCCCAAUAUUAGAAAUGACGCUAAUUCCUGAGACAGAACUGCGUAAAGCCACCAUCCCUAUCUUCUUCGAUAUGAUGCAGUGUGAAUUCCAUUCGACGCGAAGCUUCCAGAUGUUUGAAAAUGAGAUCAUCACCAAACUGGAUCAUGAAGUGGAAGGAGGCAGAGGAGAUGAACAGUACAAAGUGUUAUUUGAUAAAAUCCUCUUGGAGCACUGCAGGAAGCACAAAUACCUCGCCAAAACAGGAGAAACUUUCGUCAAACUCGUUGUGCGCCUGAUGGAGAGACUUCUGGAUUAUAGAACCAUCAUGCAUGAUGAGAACAAAGAAAAUCGCAUGAGCUGCACUGUCAACGUGCUGAAUUUCUACAAAGAAAUUGAAAGAGAAGAAAUGUAUAUAAGGUACCUGUACAAGCUGUGUGACCUGCACAGAGAGUGUGACAACUACACGGAGGCGGCCUACACCUUGCUUCUCCACGCAAAGCUUCUGAAGUGGUCGGAGGAUGUGUGCGCGGCCCACCUCACCCAGCGCGAUGGGUACCAGGCGACAACACAGGGCCAGCUGAAGGAACAGCUCUACCAGGAAAUCAUCCACUACUUCGACAAAGGCAAGAUGUGGGAGGAGGCCAUUGCUCUUGGUAAGGAACUUGCCGAACAGUAUGAAAACGAGAUGUUUGAUUACGAACAACUCAGUGAGUUGCUGAAAAAACAGGCUCAGUUUUAUGAAAACAUCGUCAAAGUGAUAAGACCUAAGCCUGACUAUUUUGCUGUUGGCUACUACGGACAAGGAUUCCCCACGUUCCUUCGGGGGAAAGUUUUCAUUUACCGAGGGAAAGAGUAUGAACGCAGGGAAGAUUUUGAAGCUCGGCUGUUAACUCAGUUCCCGAAUGCUGAGAAAAUGAAGACAACAUCUCCACCAGGCGACGAUAUUAAAAACUCUCCUGGCCAGUAUAUUCAGUGCUUCACCGUAAAGCCCAAACUCGAUCUGCCCCCGAAAUUUCACAGGCCUGUGUCGGAGCAGAUUGUAAGUUUUUAUAGGGUGAACGAGGUCCAGCGAUUUGAAUAUUCUCGGCCGAUCCGCAAGGGAGAGAAAAACCCAGACAAUGAAUUUGCGAACAUGUGGAUCGAGAGAACCAUAUACACCACGGCGUACAAAUUACCUGGAAUUUUAAGGUGGUUUGAGGUCAAAUCUGUUUUCAUGGUGGAGAUCAGUCCCCUGGAGAACGCCAUCGAGACCAUGCAGCUGACCAACGACAAGAUGAACAGCAUGGUACGGCAGCACCUGGACGACCCCAGCCUCCCCAUCAACCCCCUCUCUAUGCUCCUGAACGGCAUCGUGGACCCUGCCGUCAUGGGAGGCUUCGCGAAUUACGAGAAGGCCUUCUUUACAGAGCGGUACCUGCAGGAGCACCCAGAGGCCCAUGAAAAGAUUGAGAAGCUCAAGGACCUCAUUGCGUGGCAGAUUCCGUUUUUGGCUGAAGGGAUCAGGAUUCAUGGAGACAAAGUCACAGAAGCACUGAGGCCAUUUCAUGAGAGAAUGGAAGCCUGUUUCAAACAGCUAAAGGAAAAAGUGGAAAAGCAAUAUGGUGUCCGAACCAUGCCCUCAAGUCUGGAUGACAGAAGAGGCAGCCGUCCCCGGUCCAUGGUCCGAUCCUUCACGAUGCCGUCUUCAUCCCGGCCUCUGUCGGUGGCCUCCAUGUCUUCCCUAUCAUCGGACAGCACCCCUUCCAGGCCAGGCUCUGAUGGGUUUGCUCUGGAGCCUCUCCUGCCAAAGAAAAUGCACUCCAGGUCCCAGGACAAGCUGGACAAGGAUGACCCAGAGAAGGAGAAGAAGGACAAGAAGAAGGAAAAAAGGAACAGCAAACAUCAAGAGAUAUUUGAUAAGGAAUUUAAACCCACUGACAUUUCCGGGCAGCAGUCUGAGGCUGUGAUUCUUUCAGAGACGAUAAGCCCCCUGCGGCCCCAGAGACCGAAGAGCCAGGUGCUCAACGUCACUGGAAGUGAACGACGUUUCUCAGUGUCCCCGUCGUCACCGUCCUCCCAGCCAGCACCCCCUCCGGUCACGCCAAGGGCCAAGCUCAGCUUCAGUUUGCAGUCGAGUUUGGAGCUGAACGGCAUGACCAGCAUGACUGGGAUGGACACGGCCGAGGUCCCGCCCCCCCUGCCUCUCAAAGGCAGCAUGGCAGAUUAUGGGAACUUGGUGGAAAACCAGGAUUUGAUCAGCUCGCCCACGCCCCCGCCCCCUCCUCCUCACCAGAGGCACGUACCACCUCCGCUGCCCAGCAAAACGCCACCUCCACCCCCCCCAAAGACAGCGCGCAAGCAGACGUCGGUGGACUCGGGCAUCGUGCAGUGAAGGCCGCAGGCCCGCGUGGAGAGCCCCGCUGCAGCCCUCCCUCUCCCUGUGGA